UGGAAAUCAAUCGGUUUUUUUUCCUGGGACCAAAGGCUUUUAAAGUGGAAGCGAUACUUUAGUUUUGUAAAUCGUGACUGUAGGUGAUUUCCGGUAGCGGGUGUAGCUGUUGUGUCGGAGCUGUACACGGACCCGGAGUGUGGUUCUGAGAACGCGGGUUCCUGCUACUGCCUGGGUUCGUGGUUUAUAGAGGAAAAAUCCGGAUCAUCUGUUCACACGCGCGCGAAGAUGGGCUUCAGAAAGAAGAACAAAAGUCCUCCGGUUCUGAGCCACGAGUUUGUGAUCCAGAAUCACGCGGACAUGGUGUCCUGUGUGGCCAUGAUCAUCCUACUGGGGCUCAUGUUCGAGGUUACAGCGAAGUUCGCCAUCAUGUUCAUCACUGUGCAGUACAACGUCACUCACACCUUACAUACAGACGAGAAGUUGGAGUUGAUGAACAUGUAUCAGUCUGGUCCUAAAGACAUGGCGACAGUGUUCUUCUACCUGCUCAUCGCUGUGAUUCUGCACGCUCUCAUCCAGGAGUACGUUCUGGACAAAAUAAAUCGACGUCUGCAUUUGUCCAAAACGAAGCACAGCAAAUUUAACGAAUCGGGUCAGCUGGCAGCGUUUUAUUUCUGCUCCUUCGUGUGGGGCUGCAGCAUCCUGACCGCGGAGGAGUUUGUGACCAAUCCGACGUUCCUGUGGGAGGGAUAUCCUCACACAACCAUGGCUUUUCAGGUGAAGUUCUUCUACAUCUGUCAGAUGGCUUACUGGUUCCACGCUCUGCCAGAACUGUACUUUCAGAAAGUCCGGAAGGAAGAUAUUCCUCGCCAGCUUUACUACAUCUGCCUUUACAUCGUCCACAUCACUGGUGCUUACGUCCUCAAUCUGCAUCGUUUAGGGUUGGUCCUCCUGGUCCCUCAUUACCUGGUGGAGCUGCUUUUCCACGCGUCACGUCUCUUCUACUUCAGCAACGAGAACAAGCAGAAAGGGUUCACGCUGUGGGCUCUGCUCUUCGUCAUCGCCCGUCUCCUGACCCUCACUCUCUCCGUCCUGACGUUUGGUUUCGGACUCUCCCGUACUGAUCAUCAGGGCUUUUCUCUGGCUGAGGGAAACUUCAACGUUCUCACUGUCAGGAUGACGUGUCUCUCAGCCAUUUGCUUGACUCAAGCCUGGAUGAUGUGGAAGUUUAUCAACUUCCAGCUGAAGAAGUGGAGAGAGCAGGUUCAGGUCCAGAGCAGCAAGAAGAAGACCGUCAGUCCCAAGAACAAACCUGGCAAGAAGGACUCAUCUCGGGGAGGCUCCGUUAACGGCGUGAUGAAAGCAGAAGAUAAAACGUCACCGCGAUCCAGAAAGUCCAAAACCUCGUAGAAGAUCACUGACGACGACGCGGUGGUGUUUUUUUCUUCCUCGACUCCAGCUGUAGAAAGAAAAAGGUUCUUGAAGGUUCUCCUGAAUGAAUCGGCGCUCUGAGGGAUGGGGGAGGGGAUACAGGUUUUAUUUCUCGAUUUCUUUAAAAUGGUGUAUGAUUGAAUCGCUCGCUUCUGCUGCGUGAAUUGGUUCGGCGUUCACCAGGAGAAGAAUGGACAAAGCAUUUACGUCGGUGUUCCCCAGGCGUGUCACGAUUUAUUUUUCUUUCUAUCCUUUAAGGCUUGAUGAUCAUCCUCAAAAAUUGGUAGCUCUUAUCAAAAAAAUUAGAUUGUUUUAUUACACUUUUUUAUUUUAUUUAGAUUUUUUUUUAAACCACUCUGGUUGAUGUAAGAGCUCCCCCUAGAGGCCACACUGAAUCACCUUUCUCCAUUUUAGUGUUGAAGUAUUUUAUUUUUAAUUGCAAUCGUUACGUUUUUUUAUUUUUACUUUUGUUGAGUAAAAAAUUGAUUCGUCUUACGAUUUAAAGUAUUAUUUUUGAGUUUGCGGGAAAAUGAGCGAGGUGUCUAGCUUCAGUAGCACUUUUUCACCACGCGUUGGAGUACGAUAAUGGACACGUGAUCCUGCACGUGGGCGGGGCUUGGAACGGCGUUGAUCACUGAUUGGUCCGAAUUGUCCUGAUCUUUGACACCACAGUUGUCAUUGAUUUUCCUGAAAGCUUCAAGAUCUCGAUUUAAAAUGGCUUCCUGUACACGUAGAGUUCACUUCCUGUUUACCUGUUCAGCCACCGGUUUCGCUCUUCAGGGACGAACCUACACUUAUAAAGAUCUGAUUUAUUCUUCAUCACAUUUGUGUAAAGCUCUGAGCUCUGAGACGAUGUUCAUUGUUAAAAGUGAAAUACAAACAAACAUGAAUUGAAUUUACGAGACGAGCGACAAAAAAUUGCAUCAUGUACCUUUUUUUGUGUAAAAGUAUUGGCACCCGGCUGUGCUUGAACCUUCUUCGUUUCCCAAAGCAGUUUUUGAUUUAUUAAAGAACAUCAGGUCAUACAGUA
This is a messenger RNA of Silurus meridionalis, 2401 nucleotides long. RefSeq names its product Translocating chain-associated membrane protein 1-like 1-like. The record is from RefSeq and is a predicted model, not a curated record. The transcript has 11 exons. Lineage: Eukaryota; Metazoa; Chordata; Actinopteri; Siluriformes; Siluridae. The coding region runs from base 229 to 1350 and encodes 373 amino acids. Gene Ontology annotation, cellular component: endoplasmic reticulum membrane. Gene Ontology annotation, biological process: protein insertion into ER membrane; SRP-dependent cotranslational protein targeting to membrane, translocation.